Gossypium arboreum is the source of this 573-nucleotide messenger RNA. RefSeq lists its product as uncharacterized. NCBI's taxonomy places the organism in Eukaryota, Viridiplantae, Streptophyta, Magnoliopsida, Malvales, Malvaceae. The record is from RefSeq and is a predicted model, not a curated record. The coding region runs from base 1 to 573 and encodes 190 amino acids. The transcript is spliced from 2 exons.
AUGAUCAAUGCUGGGGAAGACAAUGAGGAGCCUCUGUGCCCUCUGGGCUUCACUCCGAUAAAUGAUCAUACAUGUCCGCAAUAUAUACCUAUUGCUAUCAGAUUACGACAACAUCAGGCGGAAAAAGCAAAGGUUGAACUGCCAAGACAACUCGAAGAUCGAUACAAAUGGUUGGAAGAAAAACUUAGAGCGAUAGAGAAUGCUGAUUACCAUCGCGGGGUUGACGCCAAAUAUCUCAGCUUGGUCCCAGAUUUAGUACUCCCGCCGAAAUUCAAGACUCCAGAAUUUGAAAAACAUAAUGGGACUAGUUGUCCUGAAACUCACAUCACGAUGUUCUGCCGAAGAAUGGCAGGUUACGUUGAUAACAAUCAACUGUUAAUUCAUUGCUUUCAAGAUAGUCUGAUUGGGUCAGCUGCCAAAUGGUACAACCAACUGAGCCGUGCCAAAAUUCAUUCAUGGAAGGACUUGGCACAGGCUUUCAUAAAGCAAUAUGGCCACGUGACAGACAUGGCGCCCGAAAAAAUCACACUGCAAAAUAUGGAAAAGAGGCGAAGUGAGAACUUUAGGCAAUAA